Messenger RNA from Cloeon dipterum, 4186 nucleotides. RefSeq names its product SET domain containing 2 (gene Set2). NCBI's taxonomy places the organism in Eukaryota, Metazoa, Arthropoda, Insecta, Ephemeroptera, Baetidae. The transcript has 21 exons. The record is from RefSeq and is a predicted model, not a curated record. Gene Ontology annotation, molecular function: histone H3K36 methyltransferase activity; protein binding. Gene Ontology annotation, biological process: regulation of DNA-templated transcription. The coding region runs from base 127 to 4137 and encodes 1336 amino acids. Gene Ontology annotation, cellular component: nucleus; chromosome.
CUUUAUUUUGUUGUGUCUGGGUCUGGAGCACACGCUUGGCUCACAUCAGGAAGGUCCACCUUCCCAUGUUGAUAUAAAAAAUAAUUAUUCGCAAACCUAUUAAUUUUUGUACCUUCUUUAAUCAAGAUGGGAAGGAAGAAAAAAGCAGUUGGUCGGACCGCUGCGCCGAAAGCUCCUAAUAAUUCUGAGGAAAACAAGCCCCGAGGACGCGGACGGCCCAGGAAAUAUCCAGUGGUCGCAGCGGAACCAGAGUCAGAUUCGAAGGAGGAGAGCCAACAGUCAGCAUCAUCGACUGCCGAUGACCAGUCGCAGGAAGCUCCUUUGCCUGAACAGCCUGCAGCAGGCACCACAGAUGAGUCUGGUGCCGUUGCAGUCACUGCCGGCAGUAAGAAAUUCGGCAAGUUCCGCAUUCUGCACAGUUCCUCGCCGUCCAGCUCUUCUGGCGAGCAGCCGAGCGAGUUUGCCAUCAAGUCAGAAGAAGCGCCAGCCCCUGUUGAAGAGGUCAAGGUGGAAGAACUGGUGGCUAUGGAGGUCGAUGAACCGCCGAUUGUUGUGUCAGCAGACAUUGAGGUAGCCACUACUGAGGUAGCUACCACUGAGGUAGCCACCACUGAAGAAGUCACUACUGAAGAAGUCACCACAGAAGAAGUAUCUUCUGAGGAGGAACCGAAAGAACAGCAGCAACCUUUAGAGGGGGAAAUUCAGAGGCUUCAAAACCUGAGUAUUGAACCGCUGGUACAAGUCAAGGAGGACAUCAUGGAAAAUAUUGUUAUUGAAAUGAAGGAUGAAGAGCCAAUGGAGAAGGAAAAAGAAGAGCUCAAAUCUACAGCAGAGGCCAAUAAUGCAAAUAAUGAAAGUGCAACUCUUGUUCAGACAGAUGAAAGCACGUCAAGCGUGCGUCGAAGAAGUUCUCGCAUCAAAGUGAUACUGGAAUCAAAUGUGAAGACUAAGCCAACAAAAGACUCAAAGGAGGAUAAAGAGUCAAAAGAUAAAGAUGUUGACGCAAAUGGCCAGGGCAAAGAACAGUCAGAAUCUGACUUUUCCACACCUUCAAAUCCAUCUACUUCCAUCAAACCAGUGAAGGUUAAAUCUCGAUGGCGGAGGUCAAGCGAACUUGAAAUGGGCUCGAACAACCAAUCUAAAUCGUCAUCUCAAGGUGGCACAACUGCCAGCGUCCCUGCUACUCCCAAGAUCUCACAACCUCUCUCAGCUGACGAGGAGAGGCUGAAGAAUUUCAAGAAAAUUGAUAAAAACCUUUACCUCACUCAAAGAACAACUAACAAAGAAACAAAGCGUAUGAUUUGCGAGUGUGAACCUGUCGAUGACGAUGAAAUGGGAUGUGGGGAGGACUGCCUAAAUCGAAUGCUCAUGAUUGAAUGUGGCCCCCGCUGUCCACUGGGAGACAAAUGUUCUAACAAGAGGUUCCAGAAAAUGGAGUACUCGCCUAUUGAGGUGAUAAGAACAGAAAAGAAGGGAUUUGGACUUCAGGCGAUGGCUGACAUUGAAGACGGGGCUUUCUUGUCAGAAUAUGUUGGAGAGGUUUUGGAUCCAUAUGAGUUUCAAAACAGAGCUGAGGACUAUGCCAAUGACAAAAAUCGUCAUUACUAUUUUAUGGCCUUGAAAUCCGAUGCAAUUAUUGAUGCUACCGUUAAAGGCAACAAUUCCCGUUUUAUCAAUCAUAGCUGCGACCCAAAUGCUGAAACACAAAAGUGGACUGUCAAUGGGGAACUUCGCAUUGGGUUUUUUGCAAUAAAAAAUAUUGCAGCUGGAGAAGAAAUCACCUUUGACUAUCAACUGCAACGUUAUGGCAAAGAGGCUCAGCGUUGUUAUUGCGAGGCAGAAAAUUGUCGAGGUUGGAUAGGUGGAGAUCCUGACAAGGAGGAAACCGUCGCCAAAAAGGGGACUAAGACCGCUGAUAAAAAGGACAAAAAAUCCAAACCAAAGCCCAAGUUCUACAUUGUCCAGGAAUUGUUGGAGGAUCAGGACUUGGAGAAUGAAGUCAAGAAACUGUGCAAUGGUGGAUUGAAGAAUAAGCAGUCAACUCUGACCUUCAGCAGGUUGAUGGUGAGGGUGGAUGACCAAGAAAAGCGAAAGCGGCUUCUGGAACUGCUGCAGAAUGCAGAAACGCCUUGCCGGCGACUCUUCCUCGACUACCAUGGCCUUCGACUCAUGUGGAGUUGGAUGGUGGAUGAACGUAAUGAGAUACGCCUAGAGAUCAUGAAUACCCUAGAUCGACUGCCAAUUUCCAACAUUACGGUUUUACAAGAUACUAAAGUGUUUGGCAUCAUUGUAAAGUGGGAGGAGGAAAGCAGGCCCAUUGAAACUGAUUCUACUAAAGAAGAUCCAGAAAAAAAGGCAAGUGCACCUGUGCUUGCAGAAGAAGAGACCGUCACUGUCAAGAAUGAGCCGGCAGAAGAUAUUGUGAUGGAAGAAAGUGUCGUUAAAGGUGAGGAAGCAGGAGAAGUGAAAGAAGGUGCCCCAGCGGAGAAAGUUGUCACAGUUGACGAUGAAGCUAAUGUUGCAAAGCCUGAGGAAACUGUUGAAGAAGCAUCAAAGACGCCUGAAGACGAAGAUGCGUCAAAAGAAGCUGCCGCACUGAAAGUAGCUGAGCGCCGCGCUGCUGAAAAUAAGAUAGCAAAGGCCCUGCUAGAAAUGUGGAAAACUCUGCCUGAAGUUUUUAAAAUACCACGUAAAGUAAAGAAGGAACAGAUGAAGGAGCAUGAGAGAGAAGCUGAGAGGAAUUACCAAAAGAGUUUAGAAAACCGUGGCUACAAAGCCGAGUACGCAGAAAGCAGUGAUCGGGCACGUCAAGAAAGAUACCGUGGAGCCAGUUUGAUUGUUUCCAACUUCAGUUCCAACUUUAAAAGAAGAGACGUGAAAGAAGACUUAAGAAAGCCCCGCAUGGAUAGAAACGAAGAUAGGUCCACUAGUGGAAUGAGCAAGUUUGAGAGACGUCAGCUUUUUGCCCAGCGCGUGGAACAGGAGGAGCGCGAAAAGCAGCAGCAAAUGUGGAUGGAACGGGAGGCUGAGCGGCGCCAGCAGAUACGCAUGAUGGAGCAGCAGCAACAGCAGCCACACAUACAGAUGGAUGGCAACGGUGUUCCCUGCUUUUUCGACCCCACCACCAAUCAGUGGCACGUCGUUCAUGCCCCUGCAAUUUUAACCAAACCAGCGGCAGAGCCUCCAGAGCUGCAGCAACCCGUGCUGGAUCCGUCUGUGUGGCAGCAAGUGACGCACAUUCCAAUACCGCCACUGCCGCCUCGCUGGAAAGCAGCCUACGACGACAUAGGUCAGCCUUACUUCUUCCAUAUCAGACGACGCGUACCACAAUGGCAACCGCCUCCGUUCCCCUCGGCUGGUAGCAUCACUUCCUCGGAUGACUCAAGCAGCAGCAGUGAACUCACAAGCAGCGCUGAAUCUGAAGAGUCGGAGAGUUCCGAAGAGGAGGAGUCAGAGGAUGAGCCGCAGGAACUUGAAGAAGCUGAGAUGGAGCCGAGUGCUCCUGGCGAAGAAGAGUCAAAAGUGAAAGAUCCAAGUGAAGACACUAAAAAACCGGAAGAAGUUGAGUCAAAGGAGCCAAGAAGAAGGGAGGGUUUGAUAAAGGAGCUCAUCAUAAUAAGUCCAAGACGUGAAGAAGACAUUCCCACUGAGAGCACAAAAGCUCGCAUCCGGAAAGCCAAAGAGCAGUUGCGACUGGAGAAGCAGGCGGCAAUGAGAAAACAGCACAUGCAACACCGCCACAAAGACAAGACCAGAGAAAAGCAACGCACCAUCAAAAUUAAAAACACUGGUGGGGACAUAGACGUAGAGACUGAGAAGAAAAUCAAAGAAGAUUUUCUCGCUAAAAUGGCCACCACGGUUGUUUCCACCCUCAAUCCUUUCCACAGGCCAGAGUGCCAACAGGGAAGAAUAACAUCAAGUGAAGACUUCAAAUAUUUAGCUCGAAAGUUGACCAACUUUGUGAUGCUCAAGGAACUGAAGCAUUGCCGGAAAGUUAGCGACCUAUCUUGCAACGAGAGUGUUAAACACAAAGCUCGAGAAUACAUAAAAAAGUACAUGGCCAAAUUUGGGGAAGUAUACUGCAGGAAGGAGGAACGUGAACGUGAGAAAAAAGAGGCGUCGGGCGAUCCAGAAUAAAAAGAUGAAAUCCAAGGAGUGAUUUGAUUAUAAAAAUAUAUAAUUGAAA